This is a messenger RNA of Aspergillus heteromorphus CBS 117.55, 1574 nucleotides long. RefSeq lists its product as uncharacterized. Lineage: Eukaryota; Fungi; Ascomycota; Eurotiomycetes; Eurotiales; Aspergillaceae. The transcript has 3 exons. The record is from RefSeq and is a predicted model, not a curated record. The coding region runs from base 36 to 1574 and encodes 512 amino acids.
CUGUCACAUAAUGGCACUCUCAAGAGGCAUAGAGAAUGUCACUCCCGGUUGAUCUUGGAGAAGCUCACUUCACCUCUCCGACUUCAGUCUUGACUCUGACACUACACGCUUCAGUGCAAAUGCUGCUUUCCGAGAGAGAGGCCAGCUGGAUGGAUGCAGUGCGCUUUCAGAGGUUGCUCAAGCACAGCAAUGUGUGGGUUUCCCCCACCCCAGAGCUCAAACUUUACCUCACGAUCACCACCAGCACUGCAAUGGCCCUUCCGGUCUCGGCUUUUGUGUCGCGGAUAGGGGAGAUACUGUGUAGCUCCAAGGUAUAUUUCACCCAUAGUUGCGACAAUCUCCACCAAGACAUUUCUCUGACCUUCCGUCUCGCUUUUGGAAUACAGAGGGACGACAAACAACCUUUGCGGAUGAGAAGAGCGAGAAAAGAGGCUCUAUUCGAUCAGCAUGGCGACGUUUCUCCCCCGAUCCACAUCUCAACAAUUCAGUUGUCUACAAUCAACAUAUCUUUAGGUUUCGAUAGACCCACACCAAUAUAUAUACCACCCGUCUUGAACACGAAACCGUGCCCAUCAGAAGAACAACUUGAAUCCCAGACACCAUUGCCUAACCUCGAUGAAUACGAGCAUGAGUAUGAGUAUGAAGAGGACGUGAUCUUGUUAGAAGAUCAGCCAAAGAUGGCAGAACCCGAUUCAAACUCCGAGGUCUUAAGCUUCAUGGAAGAGCUCAGUGAUCUAAGCUGGAGUGAACAAAACUCCUCUAUCUCCAUAUCUCAGGACUCCUUUCCAGGAAUCAGUCAGCCAGAAAUCCAACAUGAAGACCUAUAUAACAUAUUCACCAUGAGCCUGGAAUCGCUGUUAUUCGGAAGACACAGCAAUUACAAUGACCCUGGAACCGGAAACCUACAAUGUCUUUCGAACAUCGCUCCUUCAGUAUUCAGCCCCGGAUAUCACAGAGCCAUGACCCAGCGAUCGCAACUAAUCCCAACAAUCAACAAGUCAAUCGCAUCCCUGCUCAACCUCCCCAUGAAUCAUUCCCUUCAGCACAAGAUCAACCGAUUAAAAGCCUCUAACAGAUCCCAAUCCUCUACAACAAAUACCCUCGACAUUAAAAACAUCCUAGGAGCAUCCCUCUGGCGCAUCGCCCAAAAACAACUCUACAAACCCCAAGCCUCGCAGAAACUGAGUCUUCUAGAACCCCUAUCCGAUCUUCGCACCAAGUACCAAGAUCGGGGAAAUACCCUGAUUACGAACUCACAACUUGCAGAGACAGAAGACCAUAUGCUUGAUAAUGAUUAUAAUAAUGAUGAUAUUCUGAUUGACAGUGACUCCGGCUCUCUGCUACACACCAACAGUGAGGACCCCGGGCCGCAAACAUCGGAAAGACAAAGCUCUAUCAUGUCACUUCAUGACGAUUCCUCGGUGGAGACAUUGCGAUUUGAACCGAGUGAGGACGAGAGUCUCCUAGUAGAACGAUUCGGGGACGAUGUGUCGGAUUGCAUUCCGUUUUCGAGUAAUUUAUCAUAUUACGACAGAGUUGAUAGCGAUGAUGACAUGCUAUGCGACUAUAUCUGA